Varroa destructor (honeybee mite) is the source of this 5063-nucleotide messenger RNA. RefSeq names its product GATOR complex protein Iml1 (gene Iml1). Gene Ontology annotation, molecular function: GTPase activator activity. Lineage: Eukaryota; Metazoa; Arthropoda; Arachnida; Mesostigmata; Varroidae. Gene Ontology annotation, cellular component: GATOR1 complex; lysosomal membrane. Gene Ontology annotation, biological process: positive regulation of autophagy; negative regulation of TORC1 signaling; cellular response to amino acid starvation. The record is from RefSeq and is a predicted model, not a curated record.
CUGGGUUGUGUCGCAAGGCGCACAAAAACGAAUCCAUUAAACUCCCACGGACGUGGCCCUUUACGACAGUGAAGUUACACAAGAAGCUAUUGAGAAUUCGCAAUGAGCGUUGUAACCAAACUUCGGGUGACGCAGAUCGCCAAGGGCGAAGGUGGAGCAUACGUGAACGCUAAAGAUUUGCCCGGUGUAAUUAAGGGAACGAUGCUCGAAGUUGCCCCGAGUGAUGCGGGCUCCAGCUCCGCCAAACUCGUCGUCAAGUUACUUGGCUUUCGCGAGGAGCAACGUAACAAUAUUUGGAUAGAUCAGACAGCCAUGAAUGUGAUUCAGCUUCGACAAUACACGGAUGUAAAUGUCUGCGCUGUAAAACACUUGGACGUAGCCUUGGAUAGCGUUGAGCUUGUUUUCAAAGAUCAAUAUUUAACCCGUAGUGACAUGUGGCGCUUGGCACAAUCUAUGGUUGACACCGGGGUCUACCUUAAAAAAGAGAUUAAGUACAACUCAACUCGCUGUGAUGUCUUUGAGAUGUGGGCUAAAGGAGUUCGAUUGUCGUCGGGCCUUGUCACAAAGGAUACCAAGGUUGUGUUUCGAACAGCCUCUGGUAUGGUAGUUAUUUUCAUUCAAAUGUCAGCCGAAAUGUGGCAGUUUGAUAUCCAUGGAGAUCUUUACUUUGAGAAGGCUCUCGAUGGAUUUUUAUUGGAUUUGACACGGAAGUGGAAGGAUUUCAGUUGUAAUCACGACGUUACUAUCGUCCUCUUUUCACGUACAUUCUAUAAUGCUGACUCAUGGGACCAGUUUCCUGAACAGGUGCGACACUGUAUCCAACAGGACGUUCGUGGACGUUUCUACGAAGAUGUCUAUCGGGUCGCUGUGCAAAAUGAGCGACUUGACGAUUGGACAGCCACCUUGCGUCAUCUAAAAAUUUAUUUCUCUGACUAUCAACGGGCGGUGGUACAUAAACAUAGUAACGUUCCUGGUAUGCCAACGGCCUAUAAUAGCUGUGCAGCAUUAGGUAACUUUCUUCCAGCCCUAAACUUAUCAAUGAACGUCUUUGAAAAGCACUUCACCGAACGGUCGUUCGACCGCACCGGACAGCUGAGCGUCGUGGUGACGCCUGGCGUUGGUGUGUUUGAAGUUGAACGCGAUCUCAUGGAAUUAACAAAGCAGCGUAUUAUCGACAAUGGAAUAGCGUCAGAUCUCGUAUGUCUAGGCGAACAGCCACUUCAUGUCGUUCCACUCUACAAAGUGUAUGGUAGUCUUUCAGAUACCGGGGAGUCCGGUGGUGACGAGUACAGCAUCCCUCAUUGGAUUAAUUUAUCAUUCUACACAUCGAGCAAGGUCAUAUCGUAUUCGGCGUUCGUGCCCCGAAUCAAGUUGCCAACUCCGGAUGGGUCACCUUCGCCUAAUAUCCGAGGGAGUAGUAGUGGGCGUCCCACUGGACCACCUACUGCACGAAGUAACAAACGUCUUAUGACGCCAACAUACGACGGCGUUGAUGAAGCACUACUUCAUCCAAACGAUUCCCAUACAACUGGUCAUAGCGAUUACGAAGGCUAUGAUAUGCACAUACUCAAGGAACCGGUGGUUUUGGCGCAAAGGCGAGCCCGUGAAAAGCAGGAACAAGCGCCGGUACGCCGCAAGAGUCAGGUUCAGUACCCGCGCGAACGAGAGCGUGAAGCUUCGCUUUCCUCAGCGUCGUCACCUUCUGCUGGCGCUUCAGCUAUCAAUACUGCGGGCCGUCACAUCUCAGAACCACUUGGAGGACCUUCGUUCACUUCACACUACCCAACAUACUCAACUGGUAUAACAGGGUCACCGCGUGGAGCUGAUACGCUGGAUAGUAUUUCAUCAACCAACCGCAUGGUUGUUGGCUCCGUAGAUAGUUCGGUGGAGUACCUUAAGGGUUUACAGCGGCCACAAAAAUCCGCUGGCCAGGAGCUGGACAAACUCAAAGCACUCGUUAAUCCGUUCAAUCUGUCUGGUGUGAGCAUGAAAUUGACAUCGAACCGACGCCGCUGGACUCACGCCUUUCCCAUCGGUCCAUCGGGCUCUUUCGUACAACAGCACCAUUAUCAAAGCAAUUUAACGUCAAAAACGUUAACUGAAGCUACACGUACAAAUGUCCGGCCAAUUCCUCUUGUGGGAGGAGGCGUUGACGUGGUAGAUUCAGGACCUGGAGGACUGGAUCGUACGGGUCUAGCAGGCUGGGGUCCUACCGGAGAACAACAGUGGACGCCUGCUCUCACGACCGGUGUGGACUGGAAGUCACUUGUAAUUCCUGCGUGCUUACCGCUCACUACAGACUAUUUUCCGGAUCCACACACACUGGUUGCAGACUAUACGCUAUCCGACUAUUGCUUGCUACCAGAAGAUAUACCACAUGCGAGUGCGGCUUCGAAUCUAAACCGGGACGUGCAGGUUUAUCAGGAGCUCGUGUGUCAACGACUCCAACAGGGCUUCCAAAUUGUUACCCUGCCACCUAACCAUCCGUAUAAGAACUCACGCGCACCGCUAAGCAGUUUUCCCGAUCAGCGGGGCAGAAAGGAUGGAGGUGGCGACAAGCUGGAGCCGGACGAAUGCCUUAUGAGUAUUGCAGCGAUAUUCCAUUCGGUGCAACUUGGCUCUGCGAAUGAGAUUGCUGUGAAACAAUAUAAGCCUCGUCAGGCUAGCCAGGAGCUUAAUUCGAUUCCGUACAGAUAUCAGUUCACCUCGCCAGGAAACGAAGGUUAUACGCAUCUAGCAAAAUGCAUAUUUCAUGCCGAAAGACUAGAGACAUUCAAUUGGAACUAUCUGGAUCACUACAUUUGCGGCGAACGAGAGUAUUUCCUUCAUAAGACCAACAAGUUUUGGCGGUUUCGAAUGUUAUUAUUACCAGGAUCACCUGACGCUAUUCGUAGCAUCCAGGAGAAUGGGCUCGUUAACAUCUACCCGAUUGAUGGACACGGGGUAUUUCCUGACGAGCGAAGUCAACGUGAAGGUGUACUCAAAUUCUUUGAAAUUCUCAACAAAAUUAAGCCUAUUAGUAGUCAGGUGGCAAACUUCAAAAGCCAUUUGACACCGUCUUCCAAGUCAAACAUACGAAGAAGCAGCUUUGGGCAGGUCUAUUCGCAGUUACAAUUUUCGCAUUCACCGGUGUCACACGGUCAUCAACAGAGUCUCGGCGCCGUGCGCGAACGGUGUGAGUCGGUUAAUGAAAAGCCGCGAAAACCCCGGGCAACUUUGCAACAUGACGAUAGUGAAAAAUCGACUUCGUCAACAUCUCUCGAGGAUAACGCCACCGUGUCAGCUGGAGGUGCAGCCUCGGACGAUGCAUUCUUAGUCAAUCCUCCCCCAGUUCUCUCUAUGAUUAAUUCGUCAGAGGAAAUUGUCGCCGCAAUGCGCCAGUCUAUGGACUUUAUACCGAAGGAUAAAGAACGAGCCGUGAAUUUUCCCUCUCAUGCUUUCCUAGGAGUUGAUGCGAUUAGUUGGCUUCGUAGUCAGAUAAGCGACAUGCACGAAGACGACGAGGCAAUUGCUAUAAUGCAACGUCUUAUGCGUGAUGGAUUUGUGGCACACAUCCGCGGGGAACAAGACUUCGUAGUUGGGUCGCAUCUCUACUUCCUUCGGGAAAUAGGAGAACCCGACGAGUAUUCAGACUUAGCAGAGGAAUGGGUUGAGGUUGGAAUCAUCUCCCAAAGCCAAAAGGAAGUAGCUAAACAAUUGCCGGCGUCACAACAGGCGCAAAUGAAAGUCAGCCCCAGUGCCAACAAUUCGAGGUUGUACUUCAAACGAGCCUAUGUAAACAUCGACGCAGGCAGAUCAGAUCGGCCCGAAUGGGGCCAAGCGCAGUAUCACUCAGUUUUUCAGCCUGGCACCGCGUUUGAGCUUGACGUUGAAUGGGUUGUAGCUACAGGCAAUAUUGUUGCAGACAUGGUUUUAAACUGGGCACGGAAAGCAACAUCAUUCGGACUUCAAUUAGUUCCUAUUCCUUGUGAACCGUACGCUCUACCAGGAUCCGCCAAUUCAGAUCCUCUUCGCGGGCCAAUAUUUGUUCCUCUUGCUGUAGACCAAUUGCCCGACCCGCUCACGUACUCCCAGCUGCAGAGCUUCAAGGGGUACAUUUUGCGCUGUUUCGGUUUCAUUCCACACCAAGAUCUCUACAUCGGUGCCGAAAAGGAGGCGGGGAAGCUUGUGUCAAGUUACGAGACUUUCGUUCAUUGCACGGGUGGAAUGUUUCUCGUUCCAAGUGAGGAUAACGCUGAGGAGCCCUACGACACGGGAUUACGUGAGCCACUAGGCAAAACUAAAUUUUCACCAGAGCCUGAAUCACAAUCAGAAGAAUUGCCAAAGAUUUUGAACAACUCGGCCACCACAGGCAACCAAUCGACUAACGAGUGUCAAAGCAGGACAGGCUUCCUUUGGAGCUACAACUUUAUGAUCACGAAACGGUGGAAAAGUACUGCCUCCAUCGAUGAACACUUCAUGAGAACUGUCCUUGAGGAUAUUCGUAAAUUCUGUUCAAAUAGCGACGAUCGUCUGCUAACGCUUUACGAGGACUGGUCAAAGCUCAACGCACCCAAACCGCAAGAACUGGAAGUACCACCCUCGAGGGUAGAAGUGGAGGACGACAAAUAAACCCAGUGAUUGGUUUCCAAACACUGCACCCUCUAUAGAAAAACUAUUUUUACCAAUCUUGAAAAAACUACGCUUCUGCUGUUAUCUGUAUAUAAAGGAUAGAAAUGAAAUAAACGCAAAGGAUAACCUAUGUAAAGCGUUGUUUGUACAGGUUCAUGCGUUCUCUUUUAUAAAUUAUUUUAAAAGACGUAUGUAUCCAUUAAGAAAGAAAGAGUAAGCUACCAGCUAUGUUUACACUUAUAGUAAAUAUUGCCUCCAUUUAAAGAAAUAGUUGAUAGCAGCAAUGAUACACUCAGCGCAAUGCAAUUCCGGCGGUUCCAGUAGCAAACAAGGACGUCACUAAUAAUAUCGUUGUAAGCUAUAGAGUUCUUUGCGGCCCUCUCUCAUAGCCAUUAGAUCUUAUUUCAAGCAGAGAUUGCACGAGAUGACAAAAAAGGAUUUUAGGCGAAGCC